CCUUCCUCAGGUGAGCUUCCGGACUUUCCGCCUCGCGUCUCUUUUCGGGUUUGGUCCCGGAAGUUGACAGCCAUCGUGGUCGCUGUGUUGGCGAGGCGGAGCGAGGAUGGCCGGGCUGGCGGCUCUCCUGCCUGCGGUGCUUUUGUUGGGUCUGGGGGCGCCUCUGGUUCCAGGGCUGAGGCUUCUCCACGAGGCGCAGCACUUCAACUGCUCCCAGCCGGGUCUACUCUGCCUUGUGAGAAAUAGUACUUGCAUGGAUCAGAGCUGGCUCCGCUCUUGGAAAUGGACUCCCUCAGCCCCAAGUUUCAUUAAUGUCCAUGCUGGUACUUACUUUGAUGCAGAGAGGAAACUGAUCCCUGUCCUGAAAACAGAAUGGAAAGUAGCUACUGAUGCAAGCAUUCAGUAUCUUAGAGGGGUAGAACUGACUGUACUACAGGUGAGCAGUAACCAGCAGGUCUGUGUGCAGUUUGACUUCCAGAAUGAUCUAUUCUCUCAAGUCUCUCCAAAUAGUGGACGCCCGUGGAAUUUCUCUUUCAAUCAAUUUGAGGUACAACCAGGUCAGGCAUAUCAAGUAACUGUGCAGCACCUGCCCAAACUAAGUACCCCAGGAGACCAUAACUGGAAAUCCAUGCCAUUCACAGUACCUGACUGUACAGAUGCCCUCAUGAAAACAACAGUGCCUUGUGUGGAAAAAGGCAGUCUGUGGGAACCCAACAUUUUUGUGGAAAACCAGGAUGUUGAUAGUCUGUUGGUGAUCUUUAACCCAGCUGUGGAGUCGACCAGUUAUGUCAUCCAUGUGACCAGUUUUCAAGAUGAAAAGAAAUGCAAAGAGGCCACAAAACGAGUUUCAGAGGAGGGACUGCAGCAGCGAUUGAAUGUCACAGUUGUGCUAGAGAGAAACUUAAGGAGUUGCUGUGAAUACCAAGUGCAGAUACAGCCAUUCUUUGCAGCCUGUGCCACAGAUUGUAGGAGACAUUUGGUUUCCGUCCCAUGUCCCACGCUUCCCCCAAAAAACGAACUAGAGGACCCAGAUUAUCUUUCAGUGGGGCUGCCCUUAGCCCUCACAGCGAUCUGUAUUUUAUUAGUUGGGUCAGCUGUUGCUUCAACUAUUUGCCUUGCUCGAAGGCAUAAAGGAACAAACUCUGGAGCAAGCAAGAGCGAUGAAGCAAACCAUGAGCUGCUGUCCACACCACCAACUCCUCCGCCACUGAAGCCCCGUAAGGUUUGGAUUGUGUAUUCUGCUGAUCAUAAGCUCUAUGUUGAUGUUGUGAUGAAGUUUGCUCAAUUCAUGAUCACCGUCUGUGGUACUGAAGUAAUUCUAGACCUGUUGAAUGAACGUCAGAUAUCUGAGAUGGGACCCGUUCGCUGGCUUACUCGUCAAAAACAGGAAAUGGAAGCGCUCUCUUCCAAGAUAAUCAUCUUGUGUUCCCGGGGCACUCGAGCCAAGUGGCAGGCCAUGCUUGGUCGUGAUGAGAUGUCCGUGUCUCUCAGGCAAGAUAACCUGCUUCCGAUAGGAGAUAUGUUCACUCCAGCAUUGAAUCUGAUCCUGCCAGACUUUAAGCAGCCAUCUUGCUUUGGCAUGUAUCUUGUUUGUUACUUCGAGGGCAUAAGUAAUGAGAGAGAUAUUCCAGACCCAUUCAACGUCACUUCCAAGUACCAACUGAUGGACAAGUUUGAGGAAGUUUACUUCCUGAUUCAGGAUCUAGAAAAGUUUGAGCCCGGGCGGGUCCAUCAGAUUCUGGAGAUCUCACCUGACAAGUACACUGAGAACCCCAGUGGUAGACAACUGAAGGAGGCACUGCAGACAUUCCAAAAAUGGCAGGCUGAACACCCUGAUUGGUUUAAAAAAGAAAACACCUUCUCUGCAUCUGAGGAUGAUUUGCAGUCCCUGAAUGGGGAGCUCUCUGAAGAAUUAACACCCCUCCAGGGAGGAAUUGUGAAACAGAAGCUGAUUCCACAGGAGCCUAUCCACAAUAGCUGUUUGGUCAACCUCUUGGUCACUGAAGAUGACCUGGGAGCUCAUAGACAGCUGCCCAAGAUUCUUUUAGAGGAUGAUGUAGCAUUCCAGACCCUGGUGCUUCCUGUGGAUGAUACUUCUCAGGUUCAGAUGUUAAUGCCAUAUGAUCUUGCAGAAGAGGGAGAGAUACUUAGCCAUCAUCUGUUGACCAAUGAAGACAGUCUGGAAGAAAUGCCUAUAACAGACACUAACCUCUUAAGGAGGAACAGCGUUAUUCUUCAGGAUGAUGUAUCCUCAAGUCCCCAGCACUUAUCAGCUGAUGUGAGGCAGCAGCUGAGUGGAUUAAUGUACUCUCUCUAUCAGCAAAGCAUUACCCCUUGCGAGCCACCUCUCUGCCAAAAUGAAACCGAUGAGCAACAUGGUCUGGUUUUUGACUCUAGCAAAGAUCAAAGACAAUCAGUGCAAUCAGACCAGGGUUACAUCUCCAGGUGUUCACCUUUGCCUUCUGAUAGCCCUGUGGAAGAGGAAGAGGACGAGGAAGGUGGCCAAGAGAAGGAAGGGCAUGGAUAUAAUGGGUCCCUAUCCCAAGAUGUAUUGGACAGUUUAAAAAGUCUUCAGCAACAACUGCUUUUCCAAGAUAUUCAGCACAGUUUCAGCUAGGAUCUCAUCAGAGGAGUGACUCUCUGGAUCUUUAUUCAGAUCCUGUUCUAUAUUUUGCAACAAAAAUGCAUGUUAUUUGGAAUGCACACAUUUCUGGUAACUGUAUUUCCUUGUUCUUCAUGCUUCUGUGAAGUCUAAUGGGUAGGACUGAUGACAGCUCCCAUUUUGUAGCCAGAUUAAGCUAUCUACUUAUGCAUUCAAGUUAUAAUGUCUAUUAGAGCAUCCUUACACUGUUGUCCUCUAAAUGUAAAAAUUGUAAAUAAUGCUGCAAAUGAACUGAGGCUAUCACUUCUGGUGUGAGAGAAUUGGCCAUCUGCAAGGACAUUGUCCAGGGGACACCCGGAAAUGGUGGACGAGUAUACACAAAUUUUGUUUCAUGCAUGAAGUGAUCAGAACAUAUAGUGCAUAAAAUUACCUUCAGGUAUGUUAUAAGGUGCAUAUGAACCAUAAAUGAAUUUCAUAUUUAGACUUGGGUUCAAUUUCCAAAUACUUCAUUGUCUACAUAUAUGCAAAUACUGGUGGCACAGUGGGUUAAACCACUGAGCUGCUAAACUUGUUGACCGAAAGGUCACAGGUUCAAAUCCGGGGAGUGGCGUGAGCUCCCGCUGUCAGCCCCAGCUUCUGUCAACCUAGCAGUUCGAAAACAUGCAAAUGUGAGUAGAUCUAUAGGUACUGCUCUGGCAGGAAGGUAACGGCGAUCCAUGCAGUCAUGCUAGCCACAUGACCUUGGAGGUGUCUAUGGACAACGCUGGCUCUUCAGCUUAGAAAUGGAGAUGAGCACCAACCCCCCAGAGUCAGACAUGACUAGACUUAAUGUCAGGGGAAAACCUUUACCUUUACUAUGCAAAUGCAGGUAUUUCAAAUUCUGAAAUCCAAAACAUUUUUGGUUUCAAGCACUUCAGAUAAGGGGUACUCAACCUGUUCUUUCUAUUCUUUUUCCUGAAUCUGCCUCUGAUCAAUUUAACAGGUUGGUUUUGAGUUGUUCGGUUAUGAAAUAAAAAGAAAAAAAAAUAUGCACUUCAUGUAUUGCUUGAUAUGUCUGCAUCAUGUUCCUUCAUAGCCUUUCUAUUCUUCAAACACCCCAGCCUUUUUUCACUCAUUGUUGGUUUUUAUUUUUGUUUUUGGUUUUUUAUUUCUUUGUCUUUUUUGUUUUUAGUGUGUCUCUUUCCAGUUUUCAGAUAGACCACAGCUAAACUCAGUAUUACAACUCAGUUGACCAUGUUUUUAUAUCAAGUUGUUAAGUACACUUGUGAGUUUCAUUGUGAGCCCCUUAUUUUCAAUCCUUUAAUAAAUCUUAAUAUGUUUUUCACUCUUA
This is a messenger RNA of Anolis sagrei ordinatus, 3932 nucleotides long. It is a transcript of the gene IL17RA, whose product is annotated as interleukin 17 receptor A. The record is from RefSeq and is a predicted model, not a curated record. Lineage: Eukaryota; Metazoa; Chordata; Lepidosauria; Squamata; Anolidae. Gene Ontology annotation, molecular function: interleukin-17 receptor activity.